GACACCUGGUCACAUUGUCUCAAAAAAUAAUAUUUAUUAUUACGAUAUUAUAGUAGAAAAUUUGCAAUGGAGAGGCUGAACGAUGAUUGUGUGUGCAAUAUACUGGAGUUCCUGCCCCUCGUCGAGCAGAUAAAAAUGGCCCGACUUGCGCCGCGUUUCCAGGAGCUCCUCUGCCUGAUUGUGUGGCGCAAGCCGCGCUACCGGAAGGUUUCCGUAUCCGAUUCCAUGCUAGAACCCCUUUGCAAGGAAGACUACGUUUAUUUCUUCGAGCUCACAAGCCCGGCGAUGGAGGAGCUGUACAUAUGGAACGUGCACAAGAAAGCCUUCGAUUCGUAUUUGGGUCGCCAUCUGAUGAGACCCGAAUUGGCCUUCUACCUACGCAGGGAUUACAGCAGUCUCCGAGAGCUCUGUAUCGCGGACGAGAGCAUGAACAACAGCAUGAUCAACACGAUAGCCAAGAGCUGUCGCCAGCUGCGCAGCCUGAGCGUGUCCAGUGCCUACGUCACGGGGAAACACAUCGCGGGUCUGGCGAAUUUGGAAUCCCUGGUGGCGCCCGAGUGCUCCGUAGAACGGUCUUACCUGGCUGAGCUGCUGGAACAGCUGCCCUUGAAGCACUUGGAUCUCACUUCAAAUCGGCAUCCCGUUGAGGCGACUAUUCUGCAGGCUGAGGGCAGCAAACGACUACAGCGCCUCGGCCUAUCUGAUGCCCUUGACUACGGCUUCCCUCUGGCCGAUGGGCUGCCUCUACUUACCCAGCUAGUGGUCAGCUACCACAAAAUUAGCCCCCAGGAUCAACUAGCCAUGCUGGACUCAACGCGAAAGCGUGUGGAGCGAUCUGAGGGCAAAUUUCCCAGGCGGCUGCAAUCGAUAUUGUGCAAUGUGGUGGAUGUGGAGGUGGCCCUCGAACAGAUUGCGGGCCUAGAAAAGCGCCAUCCAAGGGACACGCCAAAGUUCAACGAGCUGCUAAAAAUCAUGUAUUUCUUGACGAAUCCGCAGGGCGAAGAUAAGAAGUAACCUUGAGAUUGCCGGGGAUCUUUGUCGGAAUUGACCCCCCAUGUUUUCCCCUGUAUAUACAUAAAUAGGUACUAGACGUCACCAGAGUGACAAAUGAAACUGAUAUGUUUAUCAGUUAGCAGCUGCUCCCUAGGGUAAUUAUGUGUCUUCGCAGAUAAGGCUUGUUUGUUCGAGUAUUUUAUGUUUACCAAUAAGUUUUCGGCGCCACAUUCAAACAACUACAUCAGUUUUGAAAAGCUACACCAAAUAAUUGUUUACUUUACUCUUGCAGAGAGUAUUAAACUUUUCCAUACAUACCAAACCAUGUAGUUCAUAUAUGAAAUAUAUUUUUUCUUCUUUAAUUUUCAGAGCCCUAACGGUUUACUACCCUAACAAAUAUAACGACAAGUGAUUAGUUAGUUUGGCUAUAUCUUAUUUUAACGUGCGUAAGACCCUACGGUGUAUAAGACAAGCCUAUAGGAUAUAGUCAACUUUGGGCAAACAAAAAUAUAUAGAUUCUUCAAAAACAACGCAAUUUAAUUCAUUUAACGCAAUCGCUCUAAUGGCUCUUAAGGAUCGUCAGAUCGGCCAGAUUUUGUAACAUAAUUAUUGAAAACAUAAAAAAUACAUUUUAGAACAUUUUUUAUUGUUAGCUUUUACUCUGCGAAAAUAAGUUACAUAGAAAGUUUCUAUUAGAAACCGUAUUGCAUAGAAACAGUAUGGACCAUAACAAUGAACAACAAUUUGUCCAUUUCUUGGAAGGCGACUAAUUCUAAAAUUUUGACCACGAUUGUUUUAAUUGUGUAAACGCCACACUUGAUCUGAGUUCAUAUAAAAAGACUAGUGUAAAAGUUUAUGAGUUUUGAAAAAAUAGUUCGCAAGUUUACUAUAAUUCAUUUGAGUUUUCUGUGUUUGGUAAAAACAUAUUUUUAAUGUUGUAAAUGUCUGAAUAUUAAUUUUUUAAUAAAUCGCUGCCAUACUUC
Molecule: messenger RNA, 1976 nt
Organism: Drosophila rhopaloa
Lineage: Eukaryota; Metazoa; Arthropoda; Insecta; Diptera; Drosophilidae
Exons: 1
Coding region: 67-1014 (315 amino acids)
Source: RefSeq, a predicted model, not a curated record